Molecule: messenger RNA, 1590 nt
Organism: Trachemys scripta elegans
Lineage: Eukaryota; Metazoa; Chordata; Testudines; Emydidae
Gene: UPK1B
Product: uroplakin 1B
Exons: 8
Coding region: 95-877 (260 amino acids)
Cellular component (GO): membrane
Source: RefSeq, a predicted model, not a curated record
CUGAGCUACAGCGGGGGCUUGCUUAGCUUUACAGGUGUGGUUGAGUUUCUGUGGGAUAGCAGCACAGUAAAGAAGGUUGCAUGAGGAGCUGAAGAUGGCGAAAGGCGAUAAUGGAGUGCGCUUUUUCCAAGCCCUACUAAUUCUUGGCAAUGUGAUUAUUGGGAUGUGCGGCAUUGCACUGACGGCAGAGUGCAUCUUCUUCGUGUCGGAUCAGCAGACUCUGUACCCUCUGCUUGAAGCCACUAAUAACGAUGACAUCUACGGUGCAGCCUGGAUUGGCAUCUUUGUUGGCUUUGCUCUCUUUAAUCUGUCUGUCCUGGGCAUCAUUGGAGUCAUUAAGUCAAACCGGACAAUGCUGCUGGUGUAUAUCAUUCUGAUGUUGGUCACCUAUGGAUUUGAAGUGGCUUCUUGCAUCACAGCAGCAACUCAUCGAGAUUUUUUCACACCCAAUCUCUUCCUGAAGCAAAUGUUGGAAAAGUAUCAGAACCCAGAGCCAGCCAGCAAUGAUGAUAAGUGGAUGAGUGAAGGUGUCACCAGGACGUGGGACCGCCUCAUGCUACAGAAUCAGUGCUGUGGGGUGAAUGGCCCCUCUGACUGGCAGAACUACAUGUCUGUGUUCAGAAGCAGGAACAGUGACUCAGAGUUCCCUUGGCCACGCCAGUGCUGUGUCAUGGAUGUCCAAGGAAUUCCAAUCAACUUGGAUGGCUGCAAAUUGGGAGUUUCCGGCUACUAUAAUAAUAAGGGUUGCUAUGACAUUAUCUCUGGUCCAAUGGACAGACAUGCUUGGGGUGUUGCCUGGUUUGGCUUCGCCAUUCUCUGCUGGACUUUCUGGGUUCUUAUCUGCACCAUGUUCUAUUGGAGCAGAAUUGAAUACUGAGGAUCCAGUGGCCUCCCAACAACCCCUCUGAAGUCUUGGUGCAUGAAACUGCAUUCGUUCAUCUGUACUAUUCCUCUUGUACUAAUGGAGGAUUUGAGGCUCUCCCAGUCCCCCCCAUUACCAUCCCUUCCCCAUCUCCCUGAAAAUGAGACAGACUGGUACACUGAGCUGAUCCUUCCAAGAAAGAACAUGCCUUCUCUUUGCCUCGCUGGAGUUCUGUAGCUUUUACGCCUAUUCACUGACUUGGGUCACUGUUCUGAAGACUUCUUGAGUCUGAGAGAUGCUCUGAUCAUUCCAGAGAUGGCCUUGAAAAGGGAAAUGGCCCAUAAAUGUACUUGCUCCAGAAAACAAUUUUUUUAAACUAGGGCUAAUGUAAAUGAUAUCAGAACAAAUUUGAUGCACAAGGCUGUUGGUAUACAGUACAAGUGAGAGAUGCUGUCACAACACCAGAGAGCCUUCCUCCCUGCAAGGAAGAGGAAACUUAGACCUGUAACUGCAAGAAUCACCAAGUUUAUUUAACAUUCAUAUUUAGUUCGGGCCUCUGUUAAAAAUCUCCAUCUUCUAAGAAGGAGGCCGACUGUUUCUGUUUUCUACCCUCUGCCAUACCUAACUUCUCAGUCUUAAAGGAUAAAAGCAGGUUACUAGUCAACCCAAAUCAGAGGCUAGCUCACUACAUCAUAAUAUGCUUCCCAUGUUCAAGCCUACCUCUGUUU